Durusdinium trenchii is the source of this 1958-nucleotide messenger RNA. The record is from the annotation of a GenBank genome assembly. Lineage: Eukaryota; Dinophyceae; Suessiales; Symbiodiniaceae.
GCGCUGGCUGCCAGGCCCAAGGCCUGGUCCACCGGUGGCGAAUUCCAUGCCACGUUUGCAGCUUUUGGCGGAGCCGAGCUGGCUUGAGUCCAACUGCUGGGCGGGCCCUGUGCAGAUGGCUUCCCAGGAUCUUCAUCAUGGGCCAUGGAUCAUCCACGAUUUGUUCAACUUGUGGAGUUUCCAGCAAAAUUGGAGAUGUUGCAACAAUGCGAAUUGGAGCCGCUAUCGCGUCAGUGGUCAUUUGUUUGUACGGAUUUGCAUCUACCGAGGUGUGGCACAUUUUGCUGCUACAUGGGUCAAUGGGCGUGGGCCUUGGCCUCUUUGUUCCUGCUGUUGGCCCGACACUGCAGAGGUAUACUUCCCUUGCGCAUCCGAAGAAGGCUGCUCAGGCGAGUGCGCUGCCGCUUUUUGGCAUGCAGAUUGGCCAGGUUGCUGGGCAGCCUCUUUUCAGCGCAAUUGUAGGCGAUGGUCAGGACCGUUCUCGCAUGAAUGCGGCUUGGUUAGUGGCUGGCACUUGCUUUGCGCUCGGAGCUUUUUGUGCUGAUUUGGCCUUGAUGCUGAUCAAUAGGCAUCCAGUGUCGAAGAGGCUGAAGUACACACCGGAUCAGAUCAAGAUUAUGAUUGAAACAGAUGCAAAAGAGACGGACGUCUUCAUUGAGGAUAUGUGCAAGAAGUUACGCGGGAUGUUGACCGAGGGCCAUCCGGAUUAUCGAGGAGCCAAGCUCUUCAGUGGCAUAGCUCAACGCUUCAUCGCGAACGUUCUGGACAGGUCAAUUCCCAAGCUGAGAGAAGAACCUGAACAACAUUUGCAGGACGUUGCCAGAUGGAUCUCCAACGUUGGUACCGAUGAGGAGAUUGAAUUCUUUCAAAAACGCUUCCCACACGUCAAGCGCCCUUGGUGGCAGUUGAUCCACUUGAACAUCGUUUGCAGGCUUCAUUUGCGACAGGUUGUUUUGAACCUGUGCUCUUCAGUCUCAAACAAUGUUCCCUCAGUCAAGAGUUUACAAGACGAAAAGACGGGGGAAUGGGUGUCCCAGAACAAAAGAACACCAAAACAGUUUACACUUCGUUCCAGAUGUGUCCUUUGUGCUUGGAAUGGAAUGCUGUGUUUGCCUCCUCAAGGGCUCUCUCUCGCUCUCUCACUCUCUCUCUCUCUUUCUCUCUCUAUUCAAAACUUCAUGCUCUUCUUUUGAACUCUUGUGCGUGCAGGUUGUGGACUUGCUGAUGGCUUUGCAAUGCAUUUGAAAGGAAGCGCACAGACAAACGCACACACACACAAAACGAGCACCAGGUCAGUUGGGCCUCUUCGGGUGCAGUUAACACUGGUCCAAAGGUGGGCCACACAUCCUAGGGGAUGCCUAAACGUCACCCUGUAUACCCUCAGCUGUUUGGGCUUGUGGAAUGGCAGCAGCACAGGUUGCGAUUGCCUGGUGACCGCCGCCCCAGUGAACCACUGUCUCCGGAAUCCAAAGACUACACAUGAGAUGCAGCGCAAAGUGCGCUUGAGAUGGACAGAGCUGUCCCACACGAAGCCCACAAUGCCGCUAACGAACUUGCGGCUGUUGAUGGAUGUUCUGGAACACAAGUGAUGGCUAGUUUGGUAGUUCCAUCGUCCCGACCCUGGCGUAGUCUAGUCAUUCUCCGAUACACAAAUUGUUCAGACAGAGCUAUUGACCUGCCGGGAAACGCAUCCUCUUUCUGAGGAGGUGUGCACACUCUAAUCACCAAUCCAAUUUUCGGGUAGUAUGUAGAUGCCCCGAAACUGGUGAAAGGGAGAGUUGCUGCCUUAAACUGGUUCACUCCUAGAAGAAUCUGCAAGAUAUUAAUCCUGGCGACUUGUUAAUUUUGAAGAGCAGCUAGCCGAGAUGAGCUUCUAGCCAGACUCCUGCUCCAAACAAGCCGGACUGUGGAACUUGCGCCUGCCCUUGCCGUGCGGCAAUGAAACUGCAACCUCUGGC